Molecule: messenger RNA, 516 nt
Organism: Chrysochloris asiatica (Cape golden mole)
Lineage: Eukaryota; Metazoa; Chordata; Mammalia; Afrosoricida; Chrysochloridae
Gene: RFLNA
Product: family with sequence similarity 101, member A
Exons: 4
Coding region: 1-516 (171 amino acids)
Biological process (GO): negative regulation of bone mineralization involved in bone maturation; actin filament bundle organization; negative regulation of chondrocyte development
Cellular component (GO): actin filament bundle
Molecular function (GO): filamin binding
Source: RefSeq, a predicted model, not a curated record
AUGCGGAUCGUCCUCUUCCUGACCCUCCCCUUUCCCAAGCAUGACAUCCUUCUCCAGGGCCUAGGCCCUCCUGAUGACUGGUCCAAACGGCCCACCCUCCCACGGACUCCGCCGGUGCUGGAGACAAGGCCCAGGAUGCUGCCCGUCUUCUUUGGGGAGAGCAUCGAGGUGAGCCCAGAACCCACACAUGAGAUCCGCUGCAACUCCGAGGUCAAGUACGUGGCAGAGAAGCACUUCCGGGACAACGUCUUCUACGCGCCGGUGCCCACCAUCACCGCCUACAGCGAGACUAUCGUGGCGGCGCCUAACUGCACGUGGCGUAACUACCGCAGCCAGCUGACCCUGGAGCCGCGCCCGCGAGCCCUGCACUUCGAGAGUACCACCAUUAUCUUCCCCAAGCACGCCCGCAACUCCUUCCGUACCACCGUGCACUGCAGCCUGGGCCGGCCCAGCCGCAGGUUCGGCGCCAGCGUCCAGCUCGCACAGCAUCAGUUGCCAGGCCCUGCAGGGCUCUGA